Ricinus communis (castor bean) is the source of this 1422-nucleotide messenger RNA. Its product is annotated as B-box zinc finger protein 25. Gene Ontology annotation, biological process: regulation of DNA-templated transcription; photomorphogenesis. Gene Ontology annotation, cellular component: nucleus. The record is from RefSeq and is a predicted model, not a curated record. Gene Ontology annotation, molecular function: zinc ion binding. The transcript has 3 exons. Bases 426 to 1142 code for a protein of 238 amino acids. Lineage: Eukaryota; Viridiplantae; Streptophyta; Magnoliopsida; Malpighiales; Euphorbiaceae.
GACUUGUUUACAUUACUCAAGAGUUCUCUAAUCUUGGUUUAUUUUUAUAUUUUCCUUUCUUCUCUUUCUCUUCUUUUUCUUCUUCUUCUUCUUCUUUUUCUUCUUCUUUUCUUUCCUUUCUUUCCUUUUUCCUUGUCUUCUGUUCUGCAGCUUUCUUGGCUUUAUCUUUUCUUUCAACUCAAGAAUUCAAGUCCUUAUUCCCACAGAGUCUUUUCUGAUUUUCUUACACUUUUAACAAGUUUUCCUGCACCGAAAAGAUACUUUUUAUGGUUCUUGAAAGAUUUUUCUUCAAAAUCUUCUUGAAAAGAAAGUGAAUAAAGUAGGUGUAGAAAAAGAAGAAGCAUCUGCUAAAAGUAGCAAUAAGGGACUGUAGAGUGGUAGAAAGGUUCUAAAUAGGAGCUGAGGUGAAGAUCUGAUUAAGAAAGAUGAAGAUUCAGUGUGAUGUGUGUGAAAGGGCACCAGCAACUGUGAUUUGCUGUGCUGAUGAGGCAGCACUUUGUGCUAAAUGUGACAUAGAAGUGCAUGCAGCUAAUAAGCUUGCAAGUAAGCACCAGAGGCUUCUCCUUAAUUGCCUCUCCAACAAAUUGCCUCCUUGUGAUAUAUGCCAAGAAAAGGCAGCUUUCAUUUUCUGCGUUGAAGACAGAGCCCUCUUUUGCCAGGAUUGUGAUGAACCUAUCCAUUCGGCCGGUAGCCUCUCCGCAAAUCACCAACGGUUUCUGGCCACCGGAAUCCGAGUGGCUGUAGGCUCUAGCUGCACCAAGGACACUAAGAAGAGUUGUUUAGAGCCACCCAAUCAGAGCGAACAGCAAACUUCCACGAAAUUAUCUGUACAACAACCUUCAAGCUUCAACUCUCAAUGGGCAGUCGAUGAGUUGCUACAACUCUCAGAUUUUGAGUCAUCCCCUGACAAGAAGGAGCAAGUUGAGUUUGGCGAGUUCCAGUGGCUAGCCGACAUGGGAAUAUUUGGCGAGCAGCUUCCUCAAGAGGCAUUAGCAGCAGCUGAAGUUCCUCAACUAACGGUUCCACCAUCUGUCAAUGUCACUUCAUACAGACCCACCAAAUCCAACAUGUCUAAUAAGAAGCCUAGGAUUGAGAUCUCAGAUGAAGAUGAUGAGUACUUCACUGUACCUGAUCUUGGCUGACCUGAGCCAUAAACUCUAUGGUUUGGGUUUUAUGGUUGGUGAACUAUACAUACUUCCAUAAGUACAUGUAAUAUGUAUGUGUAUGUAUGUAUGUAUUUACUGGCGCAUCGAUACGAUGCAUUUAGAAACACAGGUUGGAAUAGGAAAUAUGCUUUUCCUAAAUUAUUUUAUGUUUUGGUGCAUAGAAUAGUGUUAUGAGUGUUUUAUUGCUCUAUGUGUGUCAGAAAGGUGUGUCUGAAUCUUUUUCUUCACAAUUUUAUUCGACAUGUUCGGAUUAUUA